Messenger RNA from Morus notabilis, 1767 nucleotides. Its product is annotated as 7-deoxyloganetin glucosyltransferase. The transcript is spliced from 2 exons. Gene Ontology annotation, molecular function: UDP-glycosyltransferase activity. The coding region runs from base 116 to 1606 and encodes 496 amino acids. Lineage: Eukaryota; Viridiplantae; Streptophyta; Magnoliopsida; Rosales; Moraceae. The record is from RefSeq and is a predicted model, not a curated record.
AAGCCACUCCCCCAUAAGCACAACACAAUCCAUCUCAUUUUCUCCUCAUUUCUAAACCCAAAAACAGAAGAAAGAGCAAAAUACAGCCAUCCAUAUAUAUAUUUGCCAUAAAAAAAUGGGUUCCCUUUCCUUUCUAGAAAAACCUCACGCAGUUUGCAUACCGUUCCCAGCUCAGGGCCACGUAAACCCCAUGCUGAAACUCGCCAAGCUCCUCCACUCCAAGGGCUUCCACAUCACCUUCGUCAACACUGAGUUCAACCACAAACGCCUCCUCAAGUCCCGCGGCGCUCACGCCCUCGACGGCCUUCCCUCGUUCCGAUUCGAGGCCAUCCCAGACGGCCUCCCUCCCACCGACGCCGAUGCCACGCAGUCCAUUCCGGCUAUCUGCGAAUCCACGCCCAAGCACAGCUUGGCUCCCUUCAGAGACCUCCUUCUUAAGCUUAACUCCUCGCCGGAAGUGCCUCCGGUGAGCUGCGUCGUCUCCGACGGCGCCAUGAGCUUCACUCUCGACGCCGCCGAGGAGCUCGGCAUCCCGGAGGUUCUUUUCUGGACGACAAGUGCUUGUGGCUUCUUGGGAUACCUCCAUUACAGAGCACUCGUGGAAAAGGGUUAUACGCCUCUUAAAGAUGAGAGUUACCUUACCAACGAGUAUCUGAACACCGUGAUAGACUGGAUUCCAGGCAUGAAAGACAUUCGUCUCAAGGACAUCCCAACCUUCAUCAGAACAACCGACCCAAACGACAUCAUGGUCAACUUCGUCAUCACCGAAGCCGAGAGGGCUCAAAAAGCUUCAGCGAUAAUCUUAAACACCUUCUACGACCUAGAACGCGACGCCGUAAACGCGAUGUCGUCGAUCUCAAAACCACCGGUCUACACCCUCGGCUCCCUUCAGCUCCUCCUCAACCAAUUCCCCAUAACGGAACACUUGAAAUCCCUCGAAUCAAACUUAUGGAAAGAAGACCACAAAUGCCUGGAGUGGCUGGACUCGAAGGAACCGAACUCCGUCGUUUAUGUCAACUUCGGAAGCAUAACGGUCAUGACAUCGGAGCAGCUGGUGGAGUUCGCAUGGGGGCUGGCGAACAGCAAGAAGGAGUUUCUUUGGGUCCUAAGGCCUGAUCUCGUCGCCGGGGAGAGUGCGGUUCUGCCGCCGGAGUUCUCCGAGGAGACGAGCGAGAGAGGGUUCUUGACGAGCUGGUGUCCGCAGGAGAAAGUUCUGGGCCAUCCGGCGGUGGGAGGGUUCUUGACGCACUGCGGCUGGAACUCGACGAUCGAGAGUAUAUGCAGCGGAGUUCCGAUGCUGUGCUGGCCGUUCUUUGCGGAGCAGCAGACGAACUGUUGGUACAGUUGCGGAGAGUGGGGGAUAGGGAUGGAGAUAGAUGGUGAUGCGAAGAGGGAGGAGAUAGAGAGGAUUGUGAGGGAGUUGAUGGAUGGAGAGAAAGGGAGAGAGAUGAAGAGGAGAGUGGAGAAGUGGAAGAGAUUGGCGGAGGAGGCCGCAAGUAGCAGUAGUGGCGGUAGUGGCGCCGGUGGUGCUGUUGGCGGCUCGUCUUUCUCCAAUUUUGGAAAGUUAGUUGAAGGGCAUUUAAUGCUGUCGUCAUCACCCGCCUAGAACAAUACUGUGGACAAUUAAUGGCGUGUAGAGUGUCUUAACUCCGUAGAACAAUACUGUGGACCAAAAUGGCGUAGAAACGUGUUAAUAACGAGUGAGACUUAUGACACGACAUUUAGUGAAUGUUUAGUUUGUUGAUUUAAAAUUUUAAUUUGAGUUAA